AUGGUAGAUAUCCUAGUAAUCUCUGACACCAUUGUUCGACCAGAGAACUACAAGGUUGCAUCGGAACGGGUUAAGAUCCAUCUCACUCCAUGGGAUCUCUGCUUCCUCCGAACCGAAUACGCUCAAAGAGCUCUCAUCUUUCCAAAACCCGACCCGGAAACCAAUAUGAUCUCUCAACUGAAGUCUUCUCUUUCAGCCGCAUUGAAGAUUUUCUAUCCAUAUGCUGGACGUCUAGUCAAAAUCAACAACGACGACGAAACGACGUCGUUUUACAUAGAUUGCGAUGGUUCGGGCGUCAAGUUCGUCCAUGCAGCUGCCGUGACAGUCACGGUGAGUGAUGUUUUAGACCCGGGAUAUAAUUACUGGACCGAGUUUUUUCCCGCCAACGGAGUUAAAAGCUGGGAAGGGGUCACCAAGUCGUUGCUUGCAUUCCAAGUAACAGAGUUAAAAGAUGGAGUUUUCAUCGGGUUUAGUUAUAACCAUUUGGUUACAGACGGAGCUUCGGUCUGGAGCUUCUUCAGAACUUGGACAGAGAUUUUCUCUACCGGUCGGAAAAAGUUUCCUCCAUUGUCUCUCUGUGGAUGGUUUCUCGGCGGAAUUGAUUACCCUAUUCGAGUUCCAAUCUCAGAGACGGUACCAUCACCUGCAACUGGGAAGCUUGAUGCUGCUUCGUCGUUACGAAAGAAGAUCUUUCGGUUCACGAGUAGAAACAUCUCUGAGCUUAAAGCUAAAGCCAACGGUGAAGUUGCUGGUUCUGAUGACAAUCUGAAUAUCUCGUCUUUUCAAGCCGUGUUGGGGCACAUGUGGCGAUCAAUAAUCAGAAACAGUGAUCUCAAUCCUGAAGAAGUGAUUCAUUGCAAGCUGGCGAUGGAUAUUAGACAGAGGCUAAACCCUCCUGUCGGAAAAGUGUGUUUUGGAAACAUGGUCGGACUGGCGACGACCACCACGACCGCGGGAGAAAUGGUUAAUAAUGGGCUUGGUUGGGCUUCUUUGCAACUGAACAAAACUGUGGGGUCACAAACGGAUGAAGCGUUGAGACGGUUUGCUGAGAAUUGGGUGAAGAAUCCGAAAAUACCAAGUCGUUUGGUGGUUAAUAAUUCGCUCACUGUUGCUGGCUCUCCACGGUUCGAUGUGUUCGAAAAUGAUUUCGGUUGGGGGAAACUGAUAGCGGUUCGAGGUGGACCGGGAAUUGCUGGCCAUGGUAAAAUCCUUGCUUACCCGGGAAAUGAAAAAGGAAGCACGGAGAUUCAUACGUCUUUAUGGUCUCACGUUUUGGACAAGUUAUUGGUUGAUGACGAGUUUUUACAGCAUGUCGAUCUCGUUUAAAUAUUAUCUAUGUCAACAUCAACUAUGUAGGCUAUAUAUUAGCCAAAAGAGUCAACACCAACCAUAUGUGGUGUGUAAUAUAAGAUAUCAAAUAAGGAAGUUUGGAGUGUGUUAUAAUCCAAACCAAAUAAGUCCUAAAGAAUUGUUCGAGUCCUUUAAUGGUAAACAUUUCAUUGUGGUUGUACCUAUUAUGCGUUUGUAAAAUUUGCUCGUGCUAAAAAUGUAAUUCCUUUUUCUCUGAUCAAAC
Molecule: messenger RNA, 1573 nt
Organism: Eruca vesicaria subsp. sativa (arugula)
Lineage: Eukaryota; Viridiplantae; Streptophyta; Magnoliopsida; Brassicales; Brassicaceae
Source: the annotation of a GenBank genome assembly